GCUGAUGAUGCCAAACGCCGAACGGCAACAGCAGUGGCGCCGAUAAGCGAGAGCAUCUCGGCAGUGGACAUCCGACAGCUCGAAGCCCUCACCAACGGCGCUCAAUCGCCGAUCAAAAAAAUCUCAGCAUUCCCGGAUCCUCCUCCUAGUUUCAUUCUCAGUAAGUUGGAUGCAUUUUACUUUUCCGCUGAUGAUGCGAAACGGCGAACGGCAACAGUAGUGGCACCGAUAAGCGAAAGCAUCUCGGCAGUGGACAUUCGACAGCUCGAAGCUCUUGCCAACGGUGUUCAAUCGCCGAUCAAGAAAAUCUCAGCAUUCCCGGAUCCUCCUCCUAGUUUCAUCCUGAACAAAGAAAAAGCGGUAGAAUAUGACAAGGAUGGGCGCUUGCACUACAUUCCAAAAAGCAUAUCACGCUCCGGAUCACGCGACCGACAGGAUGAUGGCGGUGGAUUAGCGUCGGAAAGUCAGUCAACGACUUUUGAUGACGAGGACACAUCAUUCAGACAGCUGCACUCCAGAACAAAUAGUACAGAACUGGCCCGUGGUACUCAGCCGUCGGUGCGUCUAAUGGCCAAAGCAUUUGAGACAAUGGAAACGAGUACUUCAAAAAAUACACGCAGUUUGAAACGCUCGUUGUUUGGUAUACGUAAAUCUCGCUCCGUGGAAACGACCGAAACUGGAAAAAGUGUCGGAAGUGCUGCGAAAAGC
Molecule: messenger RNA, 708 nt
Organism: Gongylonema pulchrum
Lineage: Eukaryota; Metazoa; Nematoda; Chromadorea; Rhabditida; Gongylonematidae
Source: the annotation of a GenBank genome assembly